AUUUUCUACAACCGAGAUGCCGCGCUCCAAGCGAACGCCGCAGCGUGUUUUGAAUACAGCAACUGACGCUGAUGAUAAUGAUGUUGGUGAUGGUGAUGUGAGCCAAGAGUAUGUCGUGUUGCCGACAGAGCAGCAGGCCAUGGACACGGCUGGCGACUACGCUUCAUCUACAGCAUUGUCAGCCCAGCCCCAGUCGCAGCAACAGCAGAAUGUGUCCCACAAGGAAUACGAAGCAUUGACGGCAAUCAUGAACCUUUCUGGGGAUAGGGCACAGGCCUCCUCAUCCUCAGCGGCUGCAACAGCAACUGGGCCGCAAGUUGCGGGUUUGGCGUCGCCGAUUGCGGCUGCUGCUGCUGCUGCUGCUGCAUCCCGGCCCGCCAUCAGCUCUCCGUUGACGAAAGGCGCGACGCGGGGCACGCCAGGCCGCAGACCAAAGCGAGAACAAAGCGCAGAUGAGGGACCCCCGACGAAGCGGGGUAAGGUGAAGACCCCGCGUCGACAGCCGCGCCCGUCCCUGCGCGGAAGUAAAACCAGCAGCCCCGCCCGCGCCGCAGACAACGACCCAGAACUCCAGCCGUGGAUGGUUGACAUGGCACACCGGCUGACCAAAGGCCUGAAGACGCGCCUCUUCCUCUGCUGGAGCAUGUACGAAUUCUUCUACUCGUCGCUCGACAAAGUAAUUCUGAAGGACAUUCGGCCCUUUGAGGAGUUCCUCACCCGCACAUUUCCAAACGUCGCCACGGUGCGCGAGUUCCGGCGACCCGAGUGGUUCUUCAUCCGGAAGCAGUUUGGGCGGCGUCCGCGCCGGUUCAGUCCCGCAUUUGUCAAGCAGGAGCGCCAAUGGCUCAUGACACACCGGGCUGUGCUGCGGCAGCUGCAGUAUGGGGAGUUUGCGUCGACCAAAGGCCUCGACCUCCCGCCAGAUGUCCCGCUCGUCCUCUCCGUCGGCGACCGCGUGCUCGCCAAGCUGCUGCCUUACAAAGGCCUGCUGUCGACGGGCAUGAUCCUUGCUGUUCUCUUCCGCGAGGACUCAUAUCGCAUUGCCUUUGACCGCAAGGAGCUCGGCAUCCAGACCGUCCCCGCCGAAGACGUCGCGCCGCUGGAGGCGCCGCGGAUGAUCUCGAGUGCGCGCUUGAUCAAACAGACGGCCAUCGCCCACGAGAAGACGCAGGCACAGGCUACACCGACAAGUCAAACGAAAGCAAGCGCAACUGCGCCGCCCCGCCCCCGCACGAGUGUCAUCGGACGCGAAUUCCCAACUCGCCGCGACCAUCCAAACCCAGAGUCGAUCGAGGAAAUUAUGGAGCUGUUCUUUGCAGAGAUUGAGGCGGAUCUUCCAUCCACCAGCGUCCCAUUGCUCAUGGCGCACUUGACGAAAGUUGUGCAGAUGAAGAAUGAACUCCUCGAAGCUGCAAAGACGCUCCCAGACUCCCUCCUCUAUGCGGAGAGCGCGCAGCACAUGGACGCCGGGCACCUGCGAUGGAUCCUGGACACCCUGCAGAAGUUGCGCACGGCUGGCAAGGCGUUGCUUGCGCGCAUCCACGAAGGCAUGGACAUACACGCGAGUGGCGGGCGCCUGCAGGACACGCACGUGACCACGCGCCACAUCCACACGCAGCGGAACCGCCCCAUUGUGCUGCCAGACGCGACGGAAGCCAGCCUGGCGGUGGACGCUGAGCAUGUGGCGGAUGUUGCGCGGCGCUCACUCCAGGGCGCCACGUCACUUGUGGAUAUGCAGGCGAACCAGUCCCUCGCCGGCGACACCACCAACGUCAUUGCAAACCUGAUGGCCGUCCUCUUUGCCAUUCAGAAUGCACUGCGGGAGAACAUGCCAGCGGACGAAUUCCAGGCGCUGGUGGACGAGAUGUACCAGCAGCUCAGACACGCAGACAUCCCAACAUCGCUGUGCAACAGCAUCCGCUACCAGCUCGACGCCAUUCGCCAGCAGGUCUUCCACGGCAACGACCUCCGCGUCACAUGAUGCGCCCUGCGCAGUUUACGUGUGUGUGUGAAAGAGGGAUUUCGCUGUUGCCCACACCACCCACCACCGCCUUGCGUCGUUACUUUCACUGCCCUCUUGUUCUGGUUCUGGUUCCGUGGCUGAGUGUUCAUGCUGUGUCGUGUCAUCCACAGUAAAAGCCCGCCAACCUGCACA
Molecule: messenger RNA, 2155 nt
Organism: Salpingoeca rosetta
Lineage: Eukaryota; Choanoflagellata; Craspedida; Salpingoecidae
Exons: 18
Coding region: 17-1981 (654 amino acids)
Biological process (GO): DNA-templated transcription; regulation of cell cycle; regulation of transcription by RNA polymerase II
Cellular component (GO): nucleoplasm; transcription repressor complex
Molecular function (GO): DNA binding
Source: RefSeq, a predicted model, not a curated record